ACAAAUGCUCUCAUAUUUUCACACAUCUGUGCUUUCCUAAUAGAAUAUGAUCUACUGAAUUUUGAAAAUAAUAUGCUUCCAACCUAGUAAAGCAAAGUUCAGGUCGCUGCCGCCCACGCCCUUCUCGCGCGCCUCCAGGUCUCUCACUCGAGUCUCCACCCACCCGCCUUCCUCUGGGGUCGCGGGAGGCUGAAAGGCCGCAGUGACGCGUUUAUCCUGGGCGGGUUACGUCACUGCCAGGCGUCCGGCGGCUCGUCGGCUGGGCCUUCGGCGGGCUUUUCGGGAACAAGGAUGGCUAUGGCCAGCGAUUUCUACCUGCGCUACUAUGUAGGGCACAAGGGCAAGUUUGGACACGAGUUUCUGGAAUUUGAGUUUCGGCCGGACGGAAAACUUAGAUAUGCUAACAACAGCAAUUAUAAAAACGAUGUCAUGAUCAGAAAGGAGGCUUAUGUACACAAGAGUGUAAUGGAAGAACUGAAGAGAAUUAUUGAUGACAGUGAAAUUACAAAAGAAGAUGAUGCUUUGUGGCCCCCCCCUGACAGGGUUGGCCGGCAGGAGCUUGAAAUUGUAAUUGGAGAUGAACACAUUUCUUUUACCACAUCAAAAAUAGGUUCUCUUAUUGAUGUUAAUCAGUCAAAGGAUCCUGAAGGCCUUCGAGUAUUUUACUAUUUGGUACAGGACCUGAAAUGUUUAGUUUUUAGUCUUAUUGGAUUACAUUUCAAGAUUAAACCAAUCUAAAUUGUAUGUUUUUUGAAACUGUGUUUAUAUUUAAUUAAGGGAUGGGUGAGGGAGGGUUUGUCAUUUAUGAUAUUGGGGUUUUUAUGAAUGUGAAGCAAGCUUUUUUGUAUGCAAAUUGAAAAUAAGAAAAUACAUCAACAGGCUUAAUGGUUAUCUUCACUUGGGUCCACGUGGGUUGGACAGUCCCCACACAUUACAUUCUGUAAAUAAAAGCCACCUUUAUUGAAAUUUUGCUCCAAUAAAACAUAUCAAAGCCUGGAUGGAGAGUGCAUUAUUUCCUUCAGGAGGCUGUAUCUCCGAUUCAUUUUAAAGAUCAAAAUUGUUCUAGUAGGUGCAUUCUAUGGCAGAGGGUCUUUCACGUAGAAACAUGUAGCCAGAUUCCAAUCCAUUUAAAGGCAAUUGUAGAUCUUCCCUUGUUUCUACCAUACCUGAUGGGAUUUAAUUUUUUGGUGCUUAUAGAAGUUGUUUAUAGAAGGUGUUGGAUUUUUUACAUUUGUCACAAACCCCUCAGCGGUCAUUCCCAUUUAAAUGUUUUUGUAUAAGCUGUGAUUUCCUCAAGGCUACGAAGGUAAAGUCAGUACCCCAAAUUAGGCACAUCUUUUAUUAUGCCCCUGUUUCCAUUAUUUCACAUUGUAUGUAUUUUGUAUAUCUGUGGGAAGUAAAUGAGUUCUCAGCUCUAAAAAUUAUUUAAAAUUUAGACUUAUGUAUAUAUGUGUGUGUGUGUGUGUGUGUGUAUCUGUAUCCUCACUCCUAAUGAACACAGAUCCCAGUCAUAUUUCUCAGUUCCCUUCAACCUCUUUCUGAUAGACUUGAUUACUUCUCCCGUUAGUAGCUAAUGCCCUGAUAUUCUGUUACUUUUCCAUCUGAACCUUCACUCUAAAAGUAUGCAGUCCUGUUAGUCAUCGUCCACUUUGCCCAGGGACCUUAGGGUGGAAGAAUUGGUGUCUGAAGGCUCACCGGGGCUCCUGGGCAGCUAGACUAGAGCAGCUCUGUCCAGUAAACUGUGUGAUAAUAGAGAUGUUCUGUAUCUGAGCAGUCCAAUAGGGUAGCCACUGGAUACUACAUGUGGCUACUGAGUACUUGAGAUGUGGCUAAUAUAACUGAAUUUAUAGUCCUAUUUAUUUAAAAAUAAUAUUUUCCAC
Molecule: messenger RNA, 1880 nt
Organism: Physeter macrocephalus (sperm whale)
Lineage: Eukaryota; Metazoa; Chordata; Mammalia; Artiodactyla; Physeteridae
Gene: MAGOHB
Product: mago homolog B, exon junction complex subunit
Exons: 5
Coding region: 292-738 (148 amino acids)
Biological process (GO): RNA splicing
Cellular component (GO): exon-exon junction complex; nucleus; catalytic step 2 spliceosome
Source: RefSeq, a predicted model, not a curated record